CGUGAUAACGUGUAUGGUGUCGUCAUCCCCGCGAUCCUUCUCAACGCGUCAUCUACUUUGUCUCAAUUCAACUUCUUCAUUCAUGCCACACUUUUGAGAUAAGAAACCUAAUUUGAUAUCGCGAAAGUAAAUAAAGGAAAGAAAGACGUAAUUGAUUCCGAAAAUGCCGCCUAGGAAACGCACGGCGGCUGAGGCUGUUUCUACGCCGGAAAGUGGCGGGCGCCGCAGAUCUGGGCGUAUUAGUGCGGGUGCGACGAGGAGUACGUAUUUUGAGGGCGUGGAGGAGGAGGAUGGGGUAGAGAGUAAGAGGCCUAGGAAGGCGGUUAAGGUGCAGGCGAAGGCGAAUUCGAAAGUGAAAAGAGGCAAGGCUAAGAAAGAGGAGUCGAUUGAUGAACUGCAGCAGUAUGAGGAUGAAGACGAAGAGGAGGAGGAGGAGAGGGUGGCUCGUGGGCUUAGUGAUGAUGGUGAAAAUGAUGCUUUUGAUGGGGAUAAAUAUGAGGAGGAGGAGGAGGAGGAGGAGGAGGAGGAGGAUGGGGGGAGUGAGGCGUUGCCGUCAUCGCCGUCGCCGCCACCGUCUGCGAAGAGGGGCAGGGGAAGGCCGAAGAAAAGUGAGUCGGUGAAUACGACACCGAUUACGAAGAAAGUGGACGCGAAAGCGAAGACUCCGGGGACGGCUAAGGGUUUGGCGAAGACUCAGGCGAAUGCUAAGACUAAAGCGAAAGCGAAGGAUGAGUCGGAAGAUCCUGAUGUGGAAGAAGAUGAUGACGAUGACGACGACGACGAAGAGGAUCGCAUUACCUUUAUUCCUGCUGUCAAGAUGAGGGAAACUGGCGGCGUCGCAUACGAAGACACGAAGAUCCAUAAAAACACGUUACUCUUCCUAGGUGAUCUUAAGAAGAACAAUAAGAGGAGUUGGCUAAAAGCGAACGACGCGGAGUACAGAAGGGCCCUUAAGGAUUGGGAGUCAUUCGUAGAGACCAUAACUGAGAAAAUCGUCGAAGUGGACGACACGAUCCCAGAACUACCGAUUAAAGACGUUAUCUUCCGUAUAUACCGCGAUAUUCGAUUUAGCAAAGACCCGACUCCGUAUAAGCCCCACUUCUCCGCCGCGUGGUCGCGAACCGGCCGCAAGGGCCCGUAUGCCUGCUACUACAUCCACAUCGAGCCGAACGGAUGUAUGGUUGGCGGUGGCCUAUGGCACCCAGAUAACACGGCGUUAGCCCGUAUGCGCGCCAGCUUCGACGAGCGACCUCAUCGUAUCCGACGCAUCCUGACGAACCCCAUGUUUGCGAAGACGUUCCUUCCCGCUGCUAAAUCCGGUGGCGAGAAGGCUGUUCUGAAGGCGUUUGUCGCGAAGAAUCAGGGGAAUGCUUUGAAGACUAAACCAAAGGGCUUCCACCCCGAUCAUAGGGAUAUCGAGCUCCUGAAGCUGCGCAACUAUACCGUCGGCACGAAGAUCGAUGAUGCGGAUCUCCUUGCUGAAGACGCGCAGGAUAGAAUUAUGGAGAUCAUUUCUGCUAUGGUUGAUUUUGUCUCGUAUAUAAAUAGCGUCGUCAUGCCGGAUCCUAACGUUGAUGAUGAUUCUAGCGAUGAAAAUGGUGAGGAUGCUGGCGAAGAAAACGGAGAGCAAGAGGAAGAGGAUGGUGAGAGUGAUGGCAUUUAGGUUGACGGUCAGCGAUGUUUCUAUUGAUGAGCUCGUGGGCAGCGUCGGUUUAGUUCAUCCCUAGCUUGUUAUCAUCGAGGCUUAUUGGCCUCUUGUAUUAUAUUACGCCAGAUCUUACUCUGGCACCUGGAUCCCCAGGAUGGAUAGGCGAACGGUUGGU
Messenger RNA from Hypoxylon trugodes, 1823 nucleotides. RefSeq lists its product as uncharacterized. The transcript has 6 exons. NCBI's taxonomy places the organism in Eukaryota, Fungi, Ascomycota, Sordariomycetes, Xylariales, Hypoxylaceae. Bases 164 to 1663 code for a protein of 499 amino acids. The record is from RefSeq and is a predicted model, not a curated record.